Molecule: messenger RNA, 3735 nt
Organism: Helobdella robusta
Lineage: Eukaryota; Metazoa; Annelida; Clitellata; Rhynchobdellida; Glossiphoniidae
Exons: 26
Coding region: 1-3735 (1244 amino acids)
Biological process (GO): dense core granule exocytosis; synaptic vesicle exocytosis
Source: RefSeq, a predicted model, not a curated record
AUGGCCCAUUUGAUUCACAAGGCAGGGGGUAGUAUAAGGAGUGAUCCUCGCGAACCCAGACCUUCAAGUCCCAGUCCCUCACAAGUUUCUGAAAGAGAAACUGAACAAGAGAAAGCGGAGAAAGAAGAGGAAAUUCGUAGAAAGAAAUUACAAAUUUAUGUCUUUGUCAUGAGAUGUAUAGCCUACCCAUUCAAUGCUAAACAGCCGACCGAUAUGGUGAGGCGACAAACAAAACUUACAAAACAACAGCUGCAAACAACCAAAGAGAGGUUUCAGUCAUUUUUAAGAGGAGAGCUUUGCAUUGCAGCUGAUGAGGCAUUUGUGAAUGCUGUUCAGAGUUAUUAUGAAUCAUUUUUGAAGAGUGAACGUGUGGCAUCGAUGGUGAAAGGAGGGUUCUGUUCUGCCAGUGACUUCAGAGAUAUUUUUAAAAACAACAUAGAGAAACGAAUUCGUCGUCUGCCAGAGAUCGAGGGCCUGCCAAAAGAAACAGUCCUCAACUCCUGGAUGGGAAAGUUUGAUCAGAUCUUCAGAGGAGACGAAGACCCACGCAAAUGGUCCCAGAGAAUGGGCAUGGUGAACAUGGGAAGUUCAGAGGCAAUCCUCACUAAGGAGCAGCUUUUUGAUCUCUUUCAGAAUAUUCUUAGCAUCAAGAAAUAUGAGCAUCAAAUUCUCUACAACGCUCUACAGCUGGACAACGUGGACGAACAAGCCGCCCAAGUGAGGCGAGAGCUAGAUGGCAGACUGCACGCUGCAGAGGAGCUCGUAAAGAGACGUAGGGCCCUGCCACGAUUCGUGGUGAAAGAGAUGGACACGUUGUACGUGGAGGAGUUGAGGACCGCAGUGGCCAUGCUUAUGGCCAACCUAGAGAGCGUGCCAGUUACCAAGGGUUCCAACGACACCAAGUAUACACUGAAGCUGAACAGAUAUAAAAAGUUAAUGGACAUGUCCGAGGAGAAUGAGCCUGCACUCUCGAAAGUUGAUCUCGUUCUGACUUUCGCUAUGGAGGUGGUUGUCAUGGAGGUGAAGGGUUUGAAGUCCCUGCCGGCAAACAAGAUCGUCUACUGCACGAUGGAAGUCGAUGGGGCCGACAAGUUGCAGACGGAUCAGGCAGAAGCUUCCAGACCAUGCUGGGACACGCAAGGCGAUUUCACGACGAACUACCCUUUGCCAGUAGUCAAAGUCAAGCUGUUCACUGAGAGUUCAGGUCUUCUCAGUCUAGAAGAUAAGGAACUUGGAAGGGUGAUAAUAACACCCACUGCUACCAGCCCCAAGACCCCGGAAUGGUACCAACUGACCACCACCAAAAACUGCCCUGAUAAAAAUCUGAAGAUCAAAAUCGCCAUUAGGAUUGAUAAACCUCAAAAUUUGAAACACUGCGGAUAUUUGUACGCUCAAGGGAGAUCAGUAUGGAAAAGAUGGAAGAAACGUUAUUACGUUCUUGUUCAGGUAUCCCAGUACACGUUUGCUAUGUGUAGCUACCACGAACGCAAGCAGGAUCCAGUAGAGAUACAACAGUUGGACGGAUUCACUGUUGAUUACUGCGAACCUCUAGAAGGCAUGGAAGGCGGCAAGUACUACUUCAACAUCGUGCGUGAAGGUGACCAGACGACCUUUGCCACCGAAGACGAAAACGAAAGGUCACUUUGGGUUCAAGCUAUUUAUAGAGCCACGGGGCAGUCCCACAAACCUAUGCCUCCAUCCAAUCAGCCGUCAAAGAGUACUAACAUGCAGCUGUCAAAAGUUCAAGGAGGUUGGUUUUUGGAUAUUUGGGUGUAUACGUUGUACACGGACAAAGCGCGGAAGCAUGGGCUGGAGGAAUUUGUAACGGCUGUGCCUGGCAACUUCGAACACCACGAUCUCUUCAAGUUGCUCCAGAAAUUGACACUCGACUAUCGACUCAAUGAUCAGUUCACAUCGCUGGGUUGGUUCAGUCCAGGCCAGAUAUUUGUGCUCGAUGAAUACUGCGCCCGCUACGGAGUUCGUGGCUGCAAACGCCACCUCUUCUAUCUCACCCAACUCCUUGAGCACUCCCAGCAAGGAACCAUGAUCGAUUCUACACUCAUGCAUUAUAGUUUCGCAUUCUGUGCCUCCCAUGUGCACGGCAAAAAACCGGACGGCAUAGGAUCGAUCUUGCACGAAGAGAGAGAUAGAUUCGCCGAAAUCAAGGACCAACUGAAGUUCCAUCUCGAAACGCAGAUCACUAACUUUAGAUUCGUGUUUCCAUUUGGGAGGCCAGAGGGUGCCCUAAAAGCGACACUCUCCUUAUUGGAAAGGGUACUAAUGAAAGACAUAGUGACACCAGUACCAGCUGAGGAGAUCCACAUGUUCUUAAAGAAGUGUCUCGAGAAGGCGGCUCUCAUCAAUUACACUAAAGUCGCCGAACAGUCCAAGGUUGAAGGUAGUUUGCGUCGUUGGUGUGUCUACUCUACAGUUGUUUGUUGCUGCCAUUGUUGUUGCUGUUUUUUCCUUCCUACAGUGCACCGUUAUGAUGAUAUAAAGAAGAAGAUAGAGAAUCUGACACAUCUGGCAGAGUUAUGCAUAGAGGUGCUGCAACAAAAUGAUGAAUAUCACACCGAGGCGUUUUCGUGGUUCAGCGACCUAAUGGUGGAACACGCAGAAAUUUUUUGGUCUCUGUUCUCAGUGGACAUGGAUGCUCUGCUUGAGAACCAACCACCUGAUACUUGGGACAGUUUCCCGCUUUUUCAAAUGCUCAAUGAUUACCUCAGAAAUCAUGAAAGUUUAUGCGGAGGCAAAUUUCACAGUCACCUGCGUGACGCAUUUGCACCCCUGGUCGUCAGGUAUGUAGACCUCAUGGAGUCUUCCAUCGCUCAAUCCGUUAACAAUGGCUUCGAAAGGGAACUCUGGAAACCACAGGGGAAUGGUUGUGCGACAUCUGAGGACAUGUUGUGGAAGUUGGAGGCCCUACAGACCUUCGUGCAUGACCUUCACUGGCCGGAAGAGGUCUUCGCCGAUCACCUAAAUCAUAGGUUAAAGGUCAUCUCGUCCGAGAUGAUUGAAGCCGCUUCUAAAAGGUGUGUGGUGUCAUUUGAGAGUUGGUUGAAGAAAGGACCGCGAACGACGGAUUAUGUCUUCCCAUCUGAGAUGCUAGUCAUGUUGAAUGUCAUCGUAGACUUUAAGAAUCAGUCGAUUAUACAAUCACUCAAUGUGUCAAUUAAACAAUCAAUCAACCAAAAGCAACUCUAUAGUGACGAUGAAUUGUUAGAACAAGUUCAUCUGCAGAUGACCAAGUCGUUAUUAGAAAGGUUGUUGUGCGUGUUGGAGAAUGCACUGGGCAAGUUGGCCAGGUACGAUCAGGGUUCCUUAUUCUCAUCUGUCCUCACAUUAACAGUUAGUGUUAUUAUCAUUAUCAUUAUUAUCAUUAUUAUUAUUCAGAAACCGACGGAUGAGCUGAGUAGAUCUUACAUAAGUUUCAUGCGUGUCAGUCUGGAUCAGGUACGUCAGAAAGUUGCGGACGAGUUGUACAUACUCAAUCUUCUCGAGACUUGGUACACGUCACAGAUAAAGAUGAUGAAUGAUUGGUUGGUUGAGAGGAUUGAUUCCUCACUGCACCCUUACCAACUUAACUGCCUUCUUAGCAUUUCUAGGAAAUGCUAUUCAGAUUUUGAGUUACAAGGAGUGUCGGAGUCAGUUUUGAACAGUAAAACCUACCAAAGCAUCUGCAGCAGAUUACAAGUUUAUGAUUGUUUUGUGGUUUUUGAUGUUCCGUUGUUGUAG